UUAAGUAUAACCGAUUCCUAUGACCGCGGCCGCCGCGCGUGGCGGUCGCGCGCGUCUAGCGCCGCGCGGCGACGACCGCUUCGAGGGCAGUCAAAUCGCACGAGCCGCGCGGCUAAUAUUCAUAUUUUAAUUUUCAAAGUUCGACAUUUCGUUACACUGUGUGACACAAAAUGUCUUCAAAAGUGUCAUUCACAAUAGAAGAAGACAUACUAUUGGCUGAAUCGGUAAGAGAACAUCCAUGUUUGUUUGACUUAAAAAAUGCCAAUUACAAGGAUCAACAAAUAAGGGACAAUGUAUGGAAGCUUAUAACAAAUAACCUGAAUAAUAAAAGUGUUGAUGAUUGUAAAAAGAGAUGGAAAAAUAUGAAAGAUACGUAUAAUAAACAUAAAAGGAGUAGAAAAUUAGGGACGGGAUCAUCGACAAAAAAUAAACAAACAAAAUGGGCCUUGGCAGAUACACUAUCGUUUAUGGACGUAUGUUCUUACGAACGAACGGGACUGACUAAUCUUAAUUCUACGGUUGAAAUGAACAAUAGUGAAGAAGAAGAUAGCUACUUAGAAGUAACUGUUGACGAUGAAAACAAUUCAAGUGAUGAAAACGAUGUUUCACAGAAGUCUGCAACAAAAAACACUACAGUUCAGGAAACUGAACUUGAAAAUAAUUUGAAUACAAAAAAAACAAAAUUAUUAAAAGAAAAAAGGCCUACUAAAAAACUAAAACAAAAUGAAGAGUUAGUGUCAUUGUUCAAAAAAAGUAAUGACGAAAGACAACAAAUUAUAAACGCCAUUAACAAAGUUGAGGAAGAUGAUGAUCCCAUUGAUUCAUUUUUUAAAACAAUGGCAUUAACAGUAAAAUCGUUUCCUCAACAUUUGAAAAUAAAAGCCAAAAAAGAAGUGUUCAACAUAAUUACGGAUUUGGAAAUAGAAAAUAACAGCACUACAUCGACAUCAAAUAGAAAUAUUCAGUUAACAAGUAGCUUAUUUUCAUCUCCAAAUCCUAGCAUACAAUCAUCGUCAAACUCAGGAUUUUCAACAUAUGAUCGUCCAAGUCAAUAUGUUUUUCCAGAGACUAAUGAUCGUCAACCUGGAAAUUGGACUCAAUCGCUCGGUGAUAAUAAUUAUGAAUUACUUCAGUACGACGAUAGACAGUACGAAUAAGGAAAAUAUGAUAAGGUAUUUUUAUUUGUUGUUUCAAUAAGUUGGUAUCUAUUUUUAUUUUAUGGUUUAUUAUACAGUUA
This is a messenger RNA of Myzus persicae (green peach aphid), 1237 nucleotides long. RefSeq lists its product as uncharacterized. The coding region runs from base 171 to 1157 and encodes 328 amino acids. NCBI's taxonomy places the organism in Eukaryota, Metazoa, Arthropoda, Insecta, Hemiptera, Aphididae. The transcript is spliced from 3 exons. Gene Ontology annotation, molecular function: DNA binding. Gene Ontology annotation, biological process: regulation of transcription by RNA polymerase II. The record is from RefSeq and is a predicted model, not a curated record. Gene Ontology annotation, cellular component: transcription regulator complex; nucleus.